AUGCUCCGCUUCACCAUUGCCAUGUUUGUCCGAGCAGAUUCAAAGUUCAAGUCAGGCACUUUGUUUGGAUACAGUGUGGAACAGAACAUCGGCGAAACUAUACUGCUCUAUUUUUCUUCCUUACAAAUCCACCUGAAAGUCAAAGACAAAGUCAUCAGCGCUGAUUCUACCAUAGCAGAUGAUAAAUGGCAUUUCGUAGCAGGGGUAUGGAAUGGGGAGACUGGAGUUGCAUCUUUGUAUUUUGAUGGGGUGGAGAUUACUAAGGGAAAUAAUAUUCUCAAAGGAAGUCUGAUUUUAGGUGGUGGGUGGAUUUCUCUUGGCAAAAGGUACUUAGCUGCGCAGAAAAAAGCUGAUCCGUCUACCUCCUUUUCUGGCACCCUUCAUCAAGUAAACGUGUGGAGCACUGCAGCACAACCAGAUCACAUGUGGCUGGCUGCUCAGAGCUGUACCUGGCCGAUUCCAGGUAGUUUAAAAGGCUGGGCAGACUUUCUUUUUGGAAUCAAAGGAAAAGUGGAGAAGAAAUUCAAAUCGGACUGCAAAGGUACGUAAAAAAAAAGAAAAUGUAAG
This is a messenger RNA of Orbicella faveolata, 567 nucleotides long. Its product is annotated as sushi, von Willebrand factor type A, EGF and pentraxin domain-containing protein 1-like. NCBI's taxonomy places the organism in Eukaryota, Metazoa, Cnidaria, Anthozoa, Scleractinia, Merulinidae. The record is from RefSeq and is a predicted model, not a curated record.